Ipomoea nil (Japanese morning glory) is the source of this 1152-nucleotide messenger RNA. RefSeq lists its product as uncharacterized. The record is from RefSeq and is a predicted model, not a curated record. The transcript is spliced from 3 exons. Gene Ontology annotation, molecular function: transposase activity; DNA binding. The coding region runs from base 1 to 1152 and encodes 383 amino acids. Lineage: Eukaryota; Viridiplantae; Streptophyta; Magnoliopsida; Solanales; Convolvulaceae. Gene Ontology annotation, biological process: DNA transposition.
AUGAAUAAAGGAAAGAAAAUUUUGUAUGUGAAAAAUGAUAAGGUUAGGUGCAUUGUUGAGUGUAAUGAAACCGAAUGUCCUUGGAGGAUUAUACUUAGGAAACAAGCAUUAGAAAAGGACUGGAGGAUUACAACAAUCAAUGACAAGCAUGAUGGAUGUUGUUGGAAUAACACCAACUACAUGGCUAACUCAACUACAAAUGCAAAAAGGUGGAAGAAUGAAGUUGCAUCAAACUCCAACUGGACAGCCGCUGAAUUUCUUAAAAAGGUGUCAACUACUGAUAGAAUCUCAAUAUCAAGAAGGAAAUCAUGGAGGGCAAUGAGGAAAGCAAGGGCUUCUAUUUAUGGUGAAGAAGAAAAAUGCUUUAGUAAACUCUGGAGUUACUGCUUGGAGAUUGACAGGACUAAUCCAGGUAGCACAUACCAUGUGAAGUUGGGUGAUAAACUAGAUGAUGGCAAUAAAAGGUUCAAAAGAUUUUACAUGUGUUGGAAAGCAUGUAAACUAGGCUAUAAGUACUGUAGGUCUAUUAUUGGAGUGGAUGGGUGUCAUUUGGAGGGAUUGCAUGGGACAGAUCUUGCAAUAAAUCAUGCUGAUGACUUGGAAUUAACAUUUAUUUCAGAUAAGCAAAAGGGUUUACUCCCUGCAUUUGAGUUUGUUCUUCCAGCUGUGACUCACAGAUUCUGUGUGAGACAUUUACAUGGGAACAUGAAACUAGCUGACUUCACUGGAAAGACAAUUAAAGAUGGUUUAUGGGAUGUUGUUAGGGCCACAACAGUACAAACCUUCACAGCUGCAAUGAAGAAGAUGAAGACCAUUGACUCCAAGGCAUAUGAAUGGCUAGUUGACAAACACCCUUCAGAGUGGUCCAGGUCACAUUUUAGUACAACUGCACAUUGUGAUAUCUUAGUUAAUAACAUUUGUGAGUGUUAUAAUUCUGUUAUUUUAGAUGCUAGAGAGAAGCCUCUAAUUAGUUGCCUUGAAACUUUGAGGAAGAAAAUUAUGCAUAGGCUGUAUCAGUGUAGGAAACAAGCAUGGAAAUGGACUGACCCUAUAUGCCCUAGGAUUAUUAAGAAAAUAGCUCAGUAUGAAAAAUUGGCUGGGGGUAUACAGUCAUACAGAGUGAUGACAACUUGUUUGAGACACGUGGGGUGA